AUUUUAACCGAUCAUCAUUCGUGUAUAUGAAAUAGCUGCGCACACGAUUGAACAAUAACCGGGAAAGCGAUAAAAACAUGAGCCCGGGAUCCUAUCAGCCUUAACUCGUGCGCAGUUGACGAUUCUUAUAAAUUCCGGCGACGCCAAGCUAUGAAAUUCAGUUAGGUCAAGUAGAGACGAGUAACGAUGUCUCCAACCUUCCUGGGCCUCGUGUUGCUGGUACUGACGGUACAGGCCCAGCAGGACUUUGAGAUUCAGCUGCAUCCGCGUAAAGCUGGUCACGGGAGUAAAAACGACACGGCCAUAACCAUCACCAGUACCAUGACCUAUACCGCGAGAUUGAGUGCCAACAUGCUGGAAAAGCUCCGCGACAAGAUCUUUUGCGGCAAGUUUGGCGGUGAUAAAGAGUUGAGGAGAAGGGAGUCGUCGACGAUUUUGAAGGAGCAAAAGAAAAUUGCCGUUCCUUCGACUGUUUUGAAAUCCAAAGGAUACAAGACGGCCAGUUCAAAAUUGUACAAGCUAAUUCGCUCACAUCCGAAGUCCUGGAACGAGGCUAGAAAAGCUUGCAUCAACCACGGGGGGCACUUGGCUCUCGCCACGAAUAUGAGAGAGUUAGAGGUCAUACAGGGGCUGAUGAAGGACACGCAAAAGGACUCAGUCUGGAUAGGUAUUCACGACAUGUUCCUCGAGGGCAACUGGGUGACGGUACUGGAUCAAACCUUCGACGGGAACAAGUUUCUUAAAUGGAACACGAAAUCCUUUGGAUCACCUCAGCCGGAUAACGGAGGACCUGAUACGAAACAGCCUCAGAACUGCGGUUACCUGCGCGCUGCAGACAUGACUCUCGACGACUACUGGUGCAGCUCGGCCAUGCCUUACAUCUGCGAAAUUCAAAGAGACAACUGUUCCGAAUGAAUUUUUGUUGUUGAAUGACUGAAAAUGUCGAGUGUAUGCUGGUAGCGAAUAUAUGUAAGUAUAAUAAAUCGAAGCAAAAUAUUUCAGUCAGUUGCAUCGGCUAGUUCGAAAAAAAUCAAAACUUUUGCAAAAUUUUCAACAAAAAUACAUACAAGCUGCAACGUCG
This is a messenger RNA of Nasonia vitripennis (jewel wasp), 1081 nucleotides long. Its product is annotated as hemolymph lipopolysaccharide-binding protein-like. NCBI's taxonomy places the organism in Eukaryota, Metazoa, Arthropoda, Insecta, Hymenoptera, Pteromalidae. The record is from RefSeq and is a predicted model, not a curated record. The transcript has 2 exons. Gene Ontology annotation, molecular function: signaling receptor activity. The coding region runs from base 187 to 915 and encodes 242 amino acids.